GGGGUUCAUUGGGGGCGAAGAUUUCCAGCGUUUUCGCUUCUCGCCAUGGAGCCAGAGCCGGAAAUGCGGGAGAUCCGGGUGGUGGGCUUCCUGGGCGUCUCGGACUAUGGCCUGGGCCAGCUGGAGACGCUGAUCAAAAGGUACACUGUCGCCUUCGCGACGGCGAAGAAGAAGCACACUGCGCAUGCAUCCGGCUUGGAUACGAAGUUGGAAGAAAAACUGUGCAUGGUGAACCGCAUUCCCUACCUGGGCAGUGUGGAUGCGAACUCCGCGGAGCUGGUGGCCAGGGCGGGCGAGACGGAUCUGGUGGUGAUCGGUGGUUAUGACGGCAUUCUGAAGAAGCCCUUCUUGGAGGCUCCGCGGCACGGCGUCAUCAACACCCACCUGGGGCUCUUGCCCCUGAACCGCGGCUGCUGCCCCACACUUUGGGCGCAGUUGCACGGUUUGCCUCAGGGCUAUACCACCUACUUGGUAGGAGAGGCAAUAGACCACGGCCCCAGCCUGGACCGCUACGAGGCGCCCGCCUCGUUGGGCGCCCUGCGCGACGACAACCGUCGGGUCUACGACGCGUUGGCGGAGGCUGCUGUGGGCCGAUUUGCUGCAGCGCUGAAGCGGCUAGAGUCUGGAAAAGCGCUUAAGCCUUGCUCAGGACCGGAGGCGUACCACAAGAAGGGCAUGCCCAAUGAUGGAUGGCUGUCUUUCUUCUGGACUGAUGAGUUUCUGCUCCGCUUCUCCCUGGCCCUGGACUUUGCUCCAUAUUUGCCCGGCCGCACCCGCCAGGGAAGCGAGCGGGCUGGGCCGAUGCCAGGAACAUGGCGAUGUCCCUCAAAGGGUUACGAAGGAGAUCUUCCUGGCCAUCCUCUCCUCGGAGGCCGAGCCCGUGCCUGCGGCACCUGCUGUUGUGCCGGGCACCGUCUUGGAAGUCAUUGGCCAGGACCUCACCGUGAAGACCACGGAGGCCGCCGUGCGCUGCCGCUUGCGCAAAGGGCCCAUGCCGGAGCUCGGAAGUGUUCUUGCCUCAGGGCGUCCAGAGUCAGAUGCGGAAGGCGGAUGUGCGCACCCCAUUGAUGCAGACUUCAGUGGCAAGGAGCUACCGCUGCAUCGCUACAUCAUCUCUGAGGUAACGGCGGGCAAAAAGACAGUCCGGCCUGCACGUGGUGCAAUUUAACUGCAAC
This is a messenger RNA of Effrenium voratum, 1175 nucleotides long. The record is from the annotation of a GenBank genome assembly. Lineage: Eukaryota; Dinophyceae; Suessiales; Symbiodiniaceae.